AUGGCCGGAGUUCGAGAGAAUUGUCAUAAGGUCUACUGCUUUCCAAUUUAUCCCCGUGAAGAUGGGCAUAUCACAGAAAUUAACGCUUUGAACAAUAAAAAUCUUGGAUCGAGAGCUCAACUCUGCGCUGCAUUCUACCAUGUUUACAAUAGUCCUUGUCUUGACGACAAUUGCAUUGUCGAAAAUCAACCCAGAAAAGUAGUUGCUCUUGUAAAAUUUGAAGACGCACGAGAAGAUCUUGUAUAUCAAGCAAGAUACACCAAUUGCUAUGUCAACAAAAACCACGCCGAAAACUUUUUUGAUUGUGACAUCCGACAUGGAGUGUUGACAGCAAAGGUGGAAAAUGAAAAGAACCAUAAUGGAACAAUAACCCUUUAUAUCACAUACCAACCAUGCAACAAAUCCACAGUUUCAAGAGGGACUAGACCAACCAAAGUUGUUGUGAUAUACUGAAAAGAAUAUAUUAUGAUAUACUACAACCCAAACGCAUACGUUUGCGCAUCAAAAUAACUCACGCACUUCGGUUAGAACGACAACAACGAGGAGACAAUGAGGAACAACUACACAAAAAUGCAAGAGCUGGAAUACAAGAGUUGAUACAAAGUGGUAUAACUGUAAGCGGAAUGGAGGAGAAUGAUUGGAAGUAUCUUUUUUCGAUGAUGGAUGACGAAGACGGGCCAAAAGACGAUGAAGAUGAGCCAAAAGACAAUGAAAAUGAGCCAACAGACGAUGAAGAUGACAAAGAUGACCCAAAAUACAAUGAGCAACGCCAAUAUUUAGAUAGUGAGAUUCGCGAGACAUUGACAUAUAUAUUCUAA
Messenger RNA from Paramuricea clavata, 818 nucleotides. Lineage: Eukaryota; Metazoa; Cnidaria; Anthozoa; Malacalcyonacea; Plexauridae. The record is from the annotation of a GenBank genome assembly.